Paralichthys olivaceus (Japanese flounder) is the source of this 4652-nucleotide messenger RNA. Its product is annotated as amphoterin-induced protein 1-like. Gene Ontology annotation, molecular function: protein binding. Gene Ontology annotation, cellular component: membrane. NCBI's taxonomy places the organism in Eukaryota, Metazoa, Chordata, Actinopteri, Pleuronectiformes, Paralichthyidae. Gene Ontology annotation, biological process: brain development. The record is from RefSeq and is a predicted model, not a curated record.
UCUGCUGCUGCUGCUGCUGCUUCUGCGAUGAAGAGGAGGAUGACGGUGUCCUGUGGCGGAUCAUCUCCGAGACUGGGCCGCUGAAGACCCCCGCACCCAAACCAACCCUCCUCCUCCUCCUCCUCGUUCCUCCUCCUCUGUUCGGAUCUUUGGAAACCGGCAGUAAACAGCUUCACAGUUCUCCACUGUGACGACUGGGUGCAGCAGGUCCACACAGUUUGUUAUCCUGACAUGAUGGGGGACUCCCUCUGUGUUUCCCACCGCACGGCCGAGGCAGUGCACAGAACGAGGAGCUUUAUCACGGUUCUGCCUUUUGCUUUGCUGCUACCAACUGUAAGAGUCAGUGCACAGUUAAUGGGAGGCCCCCUGGACUGCCACAAGACCUGUGUUUGCGCCAGCAACAUCAUUAGCUGCUCCAAUACGAACCUAACCAAUGUCCCCAUCGCUCUUCCAGAAUACACAGCCGUCCUUGACCUCAGCUUCAACUCCAUCACUAAGCUCCGUGCAGAGUGGACCUCCAUCAAUCUCGGCAGACUGCACACUUUAUUGCUCAACAACAACGGCCUUACUUUUCUCUCCUCUGAGGCGUUUAUCUAUGUGACUAAGGUUCACUACCUGGACCUUUCGUCCAAUCGCCUCCGCCUGCUGGAUGAGAUCAUCUUUGAGCCGCUGGAGCAGCUGAAGGUGCUGCUGCUUUACAACAACUGCAUCUCUCAGAUCGAUCGCUCUGCUUUCUCGAGCCUCAUCCAGCUGCAGAAGCUCUACCUGAGCCACAACUCAAUCUCACGCUUCCCCCUGGAGCUGGUGAAGGAGCGGAGCCGGCUGGAAACUCUCAGACUGCUGGAUGUUUCCUCCAACCGCAUCAAAGUCCUGCCCUUGCACGAGCUUCAGGCCCUGCCCGCCUGGAUCAAGAAUGGUCUGUACUUCCACAACAACUCUUUGCCCUGCAGUUGUGAGCUGUAUGAAGUGGUGGCACGCUGGAACCUCAAGGAGCUCAGCUCCGCUGUUGACUUCAGGAGCAGCCACACUUGUGUGUUACCAGGGCAGCAGAAAGAGAAAAUGGCCAUACUGGAUCUCAACAAGGUCCAUUUGAACUGCAGUGAGGCCAAAAUUAUGGACGAAAAAGCUUAUCUGGAGCAGUUCCUGGUGCUGGACUGUGAUGCCAGGCAGAAAAACAUGACUAAGCGCUGGACACUGCCUGGAAACAUCCCACUGUCUGCAAACAAGACUGCUGUGAUCAAUCAUGACGGCAACCUCCAGAUCGGGCCCCUGAGUGUAGAGGACUCUGGGGUCUACACCUGCUAUGCCACAAGUGACUUCCUCAACGAGACGCUGUAUGUGACUGUAGUGGUGUUUAACUCCACCAUGACUGGUGGCCUGGAGAACCUAAAAACGGCCUACACCACCCUCGUAGCAUGUCUGGUCAGUGUCGUUAUGGUUCUCAUCUACCUCUACCUCACACCCUGCCGCUGUUGUCCGGGUCAGGGCCUGGAGAAGAACGACCCCAAUGACAGCCUCCGUUCUUCAACUGUCAGUGUGUCUCAAGCACACAAAGACACGGGGCAAGAGGGAGUGGAAGGGGGAGGAUUUAGCUACAGACAUGUGGGCUUCCCGGAUAUCAAGGACCAGAUGGAGCAGAAUGGGAGGUUGAAUCCAAUAGGUGAGGAGGACGAGGAGUGGCAGGGGGAGAGUAAGGAGAGAAGGAGGUCUGACGCAGAGUCGGUCAGCUCCGUGUGCUCUGAUACCCCCAUGGUGGUGUGACAGCUUCAUCCAUACGGCUGCCCCACAGAUGAAUGUGUGCAGGAUUCAAACAUUAGCAUCUUCCAAACAAAGCCAGAGCUCUGUCUCUCAUGAUCAGCGACAAAGUUUCAGUAGCAUGUAUCAUUGAUUUAAAAAAAAAAGAAAGAUUAUCUGUGCAGUGUAAAAAAAAAAAAUACCCCAAAGCAUUCUGUUAAUGCCUAAAGAUAUUUAGCUAAAAUUGUUUAUGACCUACAUUUAUUUUGACAUUGCAAGAGUGGCAUUUUUGAAGACAAUUUCAUUGCAAAUUAUCGUUUCAAGAUGGCAACUAUUGCUUUUAUUGGCUGAACCUGCAAGGAAUCACUUUGCAAGUUGUAACAAUGAGUUUGAAUUUUGUUUUCACUUAAGUCCCUGAGAGAGAAAAAAAGUUGCCAUCAGCACCAAUUAUUGAAAGCAUGAAAACAUGAUUGAUGUUAUUCCUCAGUUUAACUUCUGAAUCUCCAGAGGCUGCACGUUAAAUUAAAGUUAUACAGCUUUUUUUAUGCACUGCAAAUCUUGGCACGACAAAUAUUAAUGUUGGACAGAAGCUGCUGCUUGAUAUAGAAACAAAUAUAAAUGUGAUUAUUUCUUCUUUAUUUUACAUUCCUGUUUGGUUUGGUCAGCACUUACAGGACACAAUACUGUAAAGAUUACCUUUAUGCAUUUUUAUUAUUUUAAAUUAUUUUAGAUUUAGUGCUCCAGUUGAAGUGCUUUUGAUUCCUUCAACCUUGUAUACAGGUCUGUUUUAAAAACAAACAGAUUAUAUCUAUUGUUGUGGCAGUUAUUCCCGCUGAUCAUUGACCUCAUAAACACUGUAGGUAUUAGUGAAACUGAUAUCUAAUUGUUUACAUCAAUAUAAACAACUACUUACUAUUUACAGACAAAUUUACAUUAAUAUUAAGUCAAGCAUUUAUGUCACUAAUAUUAUAACGUUACAUUCCAGAUGCACUGACAAAAUAUUGAACAAAGGGACAUAUUUUAAUAUUGAUGAGAUCUAAGGUGCAGAACACCGUGCAAAGAGGAAGUAAACAGACCUGACAGUGGAUUCAGAGAGUCUGCAGAGAUGGUUUCCAGUUUAAAAAAUAUACCCAUUGUAAUAAACUGAAGCUCAUUUAAACCACAUUUCACAAGGCAACAAAGAUGUUCUCUGUUAAUGCAGCUGCUGGCGACAGAUUUCAGCCUCGCAUCUCUGGUACAGAGGUUCCCAGUCUGUUCUGCUUUUGACCCCGUAACACAAUCCAGCAACUAGUAAUUACAGGACGUACGAGUUGUAAUUAAUCUAAUCAGAGUGAUUUUCCCUUCUCAGAUUGCUUGACCUGAGUCAUUUUUAGAGGCCUGAAGAGGCAAAACCAGUCAAUGUUUCACAAGAAAGAGCCAAUGAUUAGAGAAAAGUCUGAAGAAUUAGAAUAACUUUAAAGAUAAUAAUGUUUUGUUUUUUUAUAUUUCACUACACUAAUCAUUGUACAGGGCCUCAUACACUUAUCUCAAGAUCCCUUGUGGAGGUCUGGACAGCCGGGUUGUGAACCACUGAUCUAGUUUGAACAUUUUUAAAAAGGUUAAUCAUGAUUAAAAACAUUAUAAUGACAAAUUCAUGUUUGGGCUAGAAUUUCAAAUAUAAAAUCCACUGUUAUAUUGCUGUUAAGAUUAUAUGUUGUGAGAAUGGCAUCCAGACAAGUAACAUAAACAUACACCCUGCCAUACUGGAUAGUUAAUAGCAGCCAGGCAGGAAGAGCCGCCCAGGAGAGACAACUGAGAGUGAGUACCAUCUAUUGAAUGCUUCUGGGCAUUAGUGCCCAACCCAGAGCAAAUCAGCAAAUGCCAGCCAGCCAGAAGUCUCAUAAACACAGUCAGGAAUAGCAGCUUGUAGCACGGCCGCACACAGGCAGCCUGACACAGCUGAAAUGUAAAUAUAGAAGUCACACUUUUCAAGCACAUCUACAUUUUAGUUCAAUCGAAAACGCCUUCAAAUUAUAAUGAUGGUGUCGAUACAGAAGUUGUUUUCCAUUUGGUAUAAACACAUGCAUCACGGUGAUGUGUCACAAAACUGAAGUGAAUUAACUUAAACUCAAAACUUAAAAUCAAACACCCCUAGAUAAUGGAUGUAGCAAUGGACAGUGCUUUUAUUUUGAAAGAACAAUAUUGUCAUCCUCUCAGUUUUCUUGGUGCUUUUUCAAAAUAAUUUAGGUGAAUCCUCACCUUCAUUUAAAGUGUUUGGAACUGUCUGAUUGUAUAAUAAUGUAGCUUGACAUGCUGAAAAACCUUAUUAACCUAGAUCUCUCAGAGGGACACAUCUACUCUAUGCUAAUGUACAUAUUUCUCUUAAAACCAAAGAUUUAGUUGCAAACAUACAUUGAUAACCUACAUGUUCAGUGUUUACAGUCAGUACGGUUAUACUGUCUUUACCAUGUUGAGCUUACAUACUGUAUAUGUCUGUGUUAAGACACAAACUUAUGUUUUAAUAUAUGCAAUCCUGUAUAAAGACUGGUGUUAAAUUGUUGCUGUAUUGUACAUUGUCUGUUAAUGUAUUGAUCCUGUAUUUCGUAAACUACAUGUCAACCAAGUGUGAGUGGCAUUAAUACAUUAAUGAAUGAAUCCGUCAGAGCUGCAGAUCAUUGAAAAGAAAUACAUUGAUAGCCUACCACAAUUGUCUUUCUAUUAAAUUUGUUCAAGUGUUAAUGUUUCCUCUAAUUUGAUUUUAAUUAGUUAUUUGAUGCUAUACAAAUGGGGUGUAAUACAAUGAUUGAGAGCUGAGCCUGACUCCCAAUGGGUGGAGCCUGUAGGUUAUGUGUGAUGUGUUAAUAAACUUUAAAGGUGCUUGUAGGUGGAUUAUCUCUGUUAGACAGGACUGAGCUGGCUGUUCCACUCUUUUUGCUAAG